AUGAGCAUCGGAUCUGGCCGACCUUUUUUACUGCAAAAAAACGAUGAAGAUUAUCUUGUUCAACUUCUACUUGAUUUAGAAAAAACUGGCUUUCAUUUAACAAAAAAGGAAGUAAUAAAAAUCGCUCAUGAUUAUGUUCAAACACUCAAGAAAAAAACACAAACGUUGGGACGCCAUUGGUUUCAAAACUUCAUGUUCCGUAAUAAAAAUAAAAUAAAAUUUAUCAAAGAACAAAAGUUGGAGCGCAGUCGAAAAGAUGGAUUUACUGAAACAGUUCGCACUGGAUGGUUCGAAACUGUCUUUAAUGUUUUACAAGAACACAAUUUAUUUGAUAAACCAGCUCAAAUUUAUAAUGUUGAUGAAUGUGGUUUCAACGAUGAUACUCAACGAGAAUUAGUACUGGUUCCAUCCGACACAAAAGUUAAAUAUGAAGAAAACGGCGGCACAGGAAAAUCAUUUACUACAGCAAUAAUAGGUGUUAAUGCUAAAGGAGAUAUUUUGCCACCACUUACAGUUUAUGCCGCGAAAAGUGUUAAUCAUCAAUGGACUGAAGGUGGUCCUCCUCGUUCAACUUAUCAAUGCUCGCAAAAUGGUUGGAUUAAUGAUGAUAUUUUUGGUUUUUGGUUUUUAAAUGUCUUCGUGGUUGAAACAAUUUCAUUGGCACGUCCUGUUUUGCUGGUAUUAGAUGGUCAUCAAUGUCAAUUUACUAUUCAAGUUAUAGAAGCGGCUAAACAAAAUAAUAUUAUAAUUUUAUGUCUACCUCCACACUGUACUCAUGGCUUGCAGCCAUUGGAUCUGGUCACCUUCGGAGAAGUUGUUUUAUUUUAG
This is a messenger RNA of Rotaria socialis, 828 nucleotides long. NCBI's taxonomy places the organism in Eukaryota, Metazoa, Rotifera, Eurotatoria, Philodinida, Philodinidae. The record is from the annotation of a GenBank genome assembly.